Messenger RNA from Rhagoletis pomonella (apple maggot), 640 nucleotides. RefSeq names its product tax1-binding protein 3 homolog. The record is from RefSeq and is a predicted model, not a curated record. The transcript is spliced from 3 exons. Gene Ontology annotation, molecular function: protein binding. Bases 58 to 429 code for a protein of 123 amino acids. Gene Ontology annotation, cellular component: postsynaptic density; postsynaptic membrane; adherens junction. NCBI's taxonomy places the organism in Eukaryota, Metazoa, Arthropoda, Insecta, Diptera, Tephritidae. Gene Ontology annotation, biological process: neurotransmitter receptor transport, endosome to postsynaptic membrane; neurotransmitter receptor transport postsynaptic membrane to endosome.
GUAUCGUUUCAUUCCUAACAGAAUUUGGUUUUAAGAUCUAAUAUUUUAAACUCUGGAAUGGCGAAAAUGGCUUUUCAACAUCAGGCCGGUACGGCCAUGGAGUGCUUAAGUAUUCCAAUAACGCUUCAUAAAGAAAAAGACUUUGACCGCGAAGGGCGUGAAAUACUAAAGUGUGGAUUUAAAAUAGGAGGUGGCAUAGACCAAGAUUUUAAGAAAAGCCCUCAAGGAUAUACUGACUAUGGUAUAUAUGUUACUGAAGUUCACGAGAAAAGUCCAGCGUCAAGAGCGGGUUUGCGUAUCCACGACAAAAUCUUACAGUGCAAUGGUUAUGAUUUUACAAUGGUUACUCAUAAAAAGGCAGUUAGCUACAUUCGGAAAAAUCCAGUUUUAAAUAUGCUCAUUGCAAGGAAAGGAGUAACUUCCACGUAACUGUUUACUUUAUUUUUCGAAAAAAAGGGAGCACUGGGGUUUCCUUUUCUAUAUUCGCGCUUUUGUUUCGCUUACUACGUCGGAAUGGGUGGGCCGAAAGUAAUAUUUGUCACAUAUACACGUUGCAAAAAAAUCAUUAUUUUAAGUAAAGGUACAUUUAUUGUCUAACAUUAACAAAUUUUAUAAAAGAAAAGAAUUGAAAUACCAUCAA